ACACACACACACAGAGAGAGAGAGAGAGAGAGAGAGAGAGAGAGAGAGAGAGAUUCAUUCCUCAGUGAGCUGUACGCGGUACGCGCUCAGACUUCGGAGCUCCGCGACACACACACACACACACACACACUCACUCCGAGCUGAGGUAGAGGGAAAGACAGAUCGUGGUGGAGGAGUGUGUGGUGUUUUUUCUUUUUAUCCAGGAGACGCGGUAAAGAGCCGAAUUCCUCUGAUGAUGAUGAUGGUGAAGAUUAUGUUUGGUUAGAUGCGCGUGAAAAGUGUGUACAUGAGAUGCUGCUGCUGCUGAUGAUGAGAAGAACAGAGGUUUAUGGAAGAGAAACAUCGUCACCAUCAUCACCCUCAUCGCGCGCGCGCUGAAGCUGCUGAAGACACCGGACCGCGCUCGGGGUUUCCUCUGCUGCGCCGUGACCGUGUGUGUGUGUGUGUGUGUGUGUGUGUGUGAUAGCGAGGUGUACAGCUGCAGCAGCGGAUCCGCACACAGCUCACAUCGACUCAGUCCGAGUGGAUCUGACUUCCUGCUGCCUCUCUCUUCUGUUUUGGGGGAUUCUGAAUUUUGGAUAACUGACCGCGCAGGAGUGUGAUUACGGACACACACACACACGCACACACACGCACGCACGCACGCACACGGACUCGGACGGAAGGAGACGCGCUGAGUGUGGAAUCCGCGCCCUGGCCGGAUCAGAGUAACGAUGUCCCACAGGGUGAUGGACUCAGUCAUGUGGUCUUUAGUGUCUCUUUUCCUCCUGCUCUUCUCCGUCCCUCUGUCUCUCUGCUCCAUCAUGUACCACCUGCGUGAAGAACAGCCCCCCAACACACUUGUGGGCAGUUUGGCAUCUGACCAGGGACUUCCAGAUUCUGGUCACUUGUACAAGCUGGAGGUGGGCGCCCCCUACCUGAGGGUGGAUGGAAAAACAGGCGAUAUCUUCACCACAGAGAUUCCCAUCGACCGGGAAACCCUGAAGGACUGCCGUAACCUGUUCGAGGGCGACCCGUGUUUCCUGGAGUUUGAGGUUUCCAUCACAGACCUGAUGAAAGGUUCCGGUCCACGGCUCAUCGAAGGUAGAAUCGAGAUUCAGGAUGAGAACGAUAACACUCCACAGUUCUCUUCACCCAUCCUGUCCUUAUCCAUUCCUGAGAACACCCCGGUGGGGGCGCUGUUCCCUAUCCCCGUUGCCACCGAUAAGGACACGGGGAAUAACGGAAUCGCAGAUUACUCGUUAACGACCGGCUCGGACGCAGCGUCUCUGUUCAGCCUGCAGGUGGCCGAGAACGCGGAUGAGAAAGUGCCCCAGCUCAUCGUGAUGGGGACGCUGGACCGCGAGCAACGCGACUCGUAUGAUCUCAACAUUAAAGUGGUGGACGGUGGAAAUCCUCCACGCUACAGCAGCGCCCUCCUGAGGAUCACCAUCACUGACACCAACGACAACGUGCCCAAGUUCGAGCGCAUGCACUACGAAGGGGAACUCGCUGAGAACAGUCUUGUGGGUCACUCCGUCCUGCAGGUGAAGGCCAAUGACGCUGAUGUGGGAGAAAAUGGAAUGGUCACGUACAUUAUCUCUCAGCCGCCACCCAACGUGCAGCGUCUCCUCACCAUCGACCGAAACACCGGCAUCAUCUACGUCAAAGGUCCAGUGGAUCGCGAGGAAGUGAAUCUGCUUAAAUUCUACGUCCAGGCCAAAGACAAUGGACCACAAGCCAAGAGCUCUAAAGCCCUGGUGACAAUCACAGUGAAGGACAAGAAUGACAAUGCACCUUCCAUCUGGAUCCGUGGAUUUGCUCUGGUGGCUCAUGAGGAUGGGAUUGCAAACAUUUCUGAGGACAUGCCUGUGGGAACCCCAGUGGCUCUGGUGGAAGUGACAGAUCGAGACGAGGGUGAAAACGCAGUGGUGACUUGUGUGGUGGCAGGAGAUGUACCUUUCCAGCUUCGCUCAGCGUCAGACACAGGAAGUCGGAGGAAGUAUUUCCUGCAGACAACAACGCCACUGGAUUAUGAGAGGGUCAAGGAAUACAGGAUUGAGAUUGUAGCUGUUGAUUCAGGGAACCCAGCUCUCUCCAGCACCAACUCGCUAAAGGUCCAAGUAACGGAUGUGAAUGAUAACGCUCCCAUUUUCUCACCGUCUACAUAUGAGGUGAACUUUCCAGAGGAGAAUCAGCCAGGCGAUAAGGUUUUAGACGUAGUGGCUAGCGAUGCAGACAGCGGCACCAAUGCCGAGCUCACGUACAAUAUUAUCUUAGACUCAGCAAUCAAGGGGCUCUUUGAGAUUAACCGCAACACUGGAGAGAUCAAAGUGAAGGACCAGUUAGAUCGUGAACAGAGAGAACGCUAUGAGUUCCAUGUAGAAGCAUCUGAUAAGGGGGUUCCCAGCAUGAGGGGAACUGCAACAGUUGUGGUUAAUGUGCUCGAUCGCAACGACAACGAUCCCAAGUUCAUGCUAAAUGGCUACAUGUUUUCCGUGCUGGAAAACAUGCCUGCGCUCAGUCCGGUGGGAAUGGUGACUGUCACAGAUGUAGAUAAAGGUGAAAAUGCUCAGGUUCACUUAUUAGUAGAACCAGACAAUGGCAAAUUUGUGAUUCAGAAUGGCACAUGCACGAUCCUCUCCAGAAUUUCCUUUGAUCGGGAAAAGGAAAGCACCUACACAUUCCGUUUAAAAGCUGUUGAUGGAGGCAAUCCUCCACGUUCCUCUUAUGUGGGAAUUACAAUAAACGUUCUAGAUGAAAAUGAUAAUGCUCCUUACAUCACCAAGCCAUCCAACUCCUCCUACAAGUUCCUGCCACCACUGACGAGCCCAGACACACGUGUGGAGAAAGUGGAAGCGGAGGACUUUGACACAGGACUAAAUGCUGAGUUAGAGUACACCAUCAUUGGUGGAAACCCUCAUGGACUUUUCCGCAUUUCUCCUACAGAUGGGGAGAUUUCCCUUGUCAAAGAAUUCACCCGGAAACAUAACGGACUCCACCGUCUGGUCGUAAAAGUUAGUGACAAAGGAAAACCUGAGAAGCACACCACAGGGUUGGUCCACGUCUUUGUAAAUGAGACAAUUGGAAACAUCACGAUGGUGGAAUCACUGGUUGGACACAGUCUGUACACAUCUCUGGAAAUGGACAUUGCCGGAGACCCAGAAUACGCUCGUGAUCAGCGGGGCAACAUCGUGUAUGGAAGUCUUGCCGGGAUCGCUGGGGUCAUCCUGGUCAUUGUGGUGGUGGUUGUUAUCCGUCACCGUUUGCAAAAGGAAGCCAAGAGUGGAUACCAAGCUGGAAAGAAAGAGUCCAAAGAUCUUUACACACCCAAACAAGGAACCAAAAGCAGCAAAGGUAAAAAGGGCAAAAAGGGCAAGUCUCCAAAACCACCAAAGUCUUUGGAGGAGGAUGAAGAGGCAAGUCAUCAGAAAGCCUUAAAAUUCAACUUAAUGAGUGACAAUGAUAGUCCCAGGAUUCAUCUGCCCCUCAAUUAUCCUCCAGGAAGCCCCGAUUUGGGAAGACACUACCGUUCCAACUCCCCUUUGCCCUCUAUUCAGCUGCAGCCACAAUCACCUUCAGCUUCCAAAAAGCACCAGGCUGUUCAGGAUCUUCCAGCUGCAAACACUUUUGUAGGGACCGGAGACAGCAACUCCACCGGUUCUGAUCAGUAUUCGGAUUACAGCUACAAGACCAACCCUCAGAAAUACACCACCAAACAGCUGCCACAUCGCCGUGUGACCUUUUCCACAGCCAAUCAGGCACAGGAUCUGCAGGACUCCUCCCAGCACAGUUACUACGACAGUGGAUUGGACGAAUCAGAAACACCGAGCAGUAAAAGUUCUUCAGGGCCGAGAAUUGGACCACUGGCGCUGCCUGAGGAUCACUACGAGAGGACGACUCCGGAUGGCAGCAUCGGAGAGAUCGAACACCCUGAGAACGAUCUGAGGUCACUUCCUGAUGUGGCGAUGACUGGUAAUUGUACUCGUGAGUGCAGCGAGUUCGGACACUCCGACUCCUGCUGGAUGCCGUCACCGAACCGCAACAACAAAAUCUCUAAGAGUGCAUCAAAACUCUCCACCUUCGUGCCUUACCAGGAGCGAGAGCCUCAGGAGUCGCUGAUGGCCAAUGGAAGCCCCAAGCCUAUAGGAGACGAGCUUGGGGGUGGAGCCACCAACAAAAUGCCCAGCAUCCGCUUCAUGGCCCCUUACACUAGUGCCUACUCCACAAGUGGUGAGGGAACGAAGGAGUGCACCAUGGAAGAAAUCCCUCUGAAUCAAACAGCAGCAACCACGCCCCCCAGCCAGGGGCCCAAGAGAGAGAUCUACCUGUGAAGAUUGAAGAGAGAGAGAGAGAGAGAGAGAGAGAAAGGGGUUGUUUAGAGGUUAUCAGGGUCAUCAUCAUCAACCCAAGUGCAUACUGGAUUUGCAGCAAGACCAAAACACUGGAACUGAUCAGAUCAUGAGAUCAGUCAAGUUUAAAGUCAUUCGGAUCCUGAAGAACAAAAUGUCCUCGUUUGGAUCAUUAAGGUCAUCAGUGUCUUUUAGGUCAUUAGGGUCGUUAGAAUCUCGUCCCUCCACCUGAGUGCACAUGAGUUUUAGAUCAGGACUGAAUAAAAAACUGAAUGUGAUGAUUCAGGUUUGGAGACUUAUUUGGAUUUUGACAUUGAAUUUAGAAAAAUAAAGCUGUAUUAAAUUCUCUUCA
Silurus meridionalis is the source of this 4683-nucleotide messenger RNA. It is a transcript of the gene pcdh1b, whose product is annotated as protocadherin 1b. The record is from RefSeq and is a predicted model, not a curated record. The coding region runs from base 714 to 4313 and encodes 1199 amino acids. Gene Ontology annotation, molecular function: calcium ion binding; cadherin binding. Gene Ontology annotation, cellular component: plasma membrane; catenin complex. NCBI's taxonomy places the organism in Eukaryota, Metazoa, Chordata, Actinopteri, Siluriformes, Siluridae. Gene Ontology annotation, biological process: homophilic cell-cell adhesion. The transcript is spliced from 5 exons.